AGUCAACAUCUGGUGCACUCGGCUUCAGCCCGUCAGCGAGGGUCGAGUACUGCAGUCGGCUGUUUGCUGUUUCUGUACUGUUUAAAAGUGGCAUGAGAAGUUGGAGCCUUUUUAUGUCUAACGUCAGUGGCACAACAAGAUGACUUUGGCUUUCAAAAGACAAACUUUUCCAUACCUGAAACUCGACGUCGGCUCAGCUAGCACACCUGGAUCUGUCACGACGCCUCAGAGGAUUGACUUGUUUAAAUAUUUAAAUUGUAGUAUAUAAUGCUUUAAAGCGCACACGGGACAGAAGCUGCUUUGUCUACAUUCAGUUGAUAUUGUCCUAAUUCUUUGUCAUUAACUAUGGUUGGUGGAGGAAGUGCUGAUCUGGUCCCAACAGCCGCUGUCAAGAUCUUUUCAGCCGGAGCAGCUGGCUGUGUGGCCGAGCUGGUCACUUUACCUCUGGACACAGCCAAAGUCAGACUGCAGAUUCAAGGUGAAUCCAAGCCGUCAUUGAAAGGCCAGAGGAUGAAAUACAGAGGUGUGUUCGGCACCAUCUUCACCAUGGUGAAAACGGAGGGCCCGAGGAGUCUGUACAGCGGACUGGUGGCAGGGCUGCACAGACAGAUGGGCUUCGCCUCAGUCCGCAUCGGCCUGUACGACACCAUGAAGCAGUUCUACACCAGAGGCUCAGAAAAUGCAGGAAUCGGGACUCGGCUGCUGGCGGGCUGCACCACCGGAGCGAUGGCGGUGGCCUUUGCGCAGCCCACUGAUGUGGUGAAAGUCAGGUUCCAGGCUCAGGUCCGCCUGCCUGAGAGCAACUCUGUGAAGAGAUACAGCAGCACUUUUGAUGCCUACAAGACCAUCGCCAGGGAUGAGGGCAUUAGAGGGCUCUGGAAAGGUUGUCUGCCAAAUAUAACUCGUAUUGCCAUCGUAAACUGCUCCGAGCUGGUGACAUAUGACAUCAUUAAGGAGCUCAUCCUCAAGUAUAACCUGAUGACCGACAAUAUGCCGUGUCACUUCACAGCAGGCUUCGCAGCAGGUUUCUGCACCACCAUCGUAGCAUCUCCGGUGGAUGUGGUGAAAACACGCUUCAUGAAUUCAGCGCCUGGGAUGUACAGCGGUGCUAUCAACUGUGCAUUAACCAUGCUGAGGAAAGAGGGACCCACAGCUUUCUAUAAGGGAUUUGUGCCUUCCUUUCUUCGCCUGGGUUCCUGGAACAUUGUGAUGUUCAUGAGCUACGAGCAGAUUAAGAGAGCUGUCAUGAGAUUUCAACAGUCCCGGGACUCUCCGCUCUGACCUGUCUGGCAGAUGGUUUGUCACUGGAUUGGUGUUAUUGUUGUAGCAAAGCUAGGACUGUCUGUACCACACUGUCUCUCCUACGUGUAGGAGAGACAGUGUGGUUAGACUGCUGCUGGUCUGGACCUGUUCUGCCUCAGGGAUUAAAUUGCAUAUUUAAUUAAAGAAGCCUAUCUCAAAGGAAAAGCUGCAGGGAUGAUUAAUAUUGAAUUGUUACCGACUUGCACACAAUGGCCUUUUUCACAGAAAAGUGUGAAUGAUAAAAAAUUAUGGAAAGACAAAAAACUCCAUGGUGCUCAGGAAGUUUAGUCAGAUGUUUGAAGGUGCUCUUUGGGG
Sander lucioperca (pikeperch) is the source of this 1617-nucleotide messenger RNA. Its product is annotated as mitochondrial uncoupling protein 2-like. Lineage: Eukaryota; Metazoa; Chordata; Actinopteri; Perciformes; Percidae. The transcript has 6 exons. The record is from RefSeq and is a predicted model, not a curated record. Gene Ontology annotation, cellular component: mitochondrial membrane. Gene Ontology annotation, biological process: mitochondrial transmembrane transport; adaptive thermogenesis; mitochondrial transport. Gene Ontology annotation, molecular function: oxidative phosphorylation uncoupler activity. Bases 346 to 1281 code for a protein of 311 amino acids.